Capsella rubella is the source of this 2516-nucleotide messenger RNA. Its product is annotated as glycerophosphodiester phosphodiesterase GDPDL5. The record is from RefSeq and is a predicted model, not a curated record. The coding region runs from base 253 to 2442 and encodes 729 amino acids. Gene Ontology annotation, biological process: lipid metabolic process. Gene Ontology annotation, molecular function: glycerophosphodiester phosphodiesterase activity. The transcript has 10 exons. Lineage: Eukaryota; Viridiplantae; Streptophyta; Magnoliopsida; Brassicales; Brassicaceae.
CCUUGUGCCAUUACAACAAAAUCUUGAACUGUGUUUGAUCUCUCCUUAAAGAAUACAAUUGAUUCAUGACUGCAGUGAUUAAGGCAAGACUCUUUUGCAAAAAUACAGAAACCGGAACCAAGCUAUGUGAUGAUGAUUCUUUUGCAGAAGUUGGAGAAAAGGCUGUGCCCUGAUGCAAAUGGAAACUUAAGCUAAAGGUCCAUCAGUGGAGCAAAAGAAAGUAAAAAGAAGCACUGAAAGCUCUCCACUACCAUGGCAUGCACUAGAGUGGUCUUUCUGGUUCUGAUCAAGUUCUUCAUUUUACAGACUGCUUUAUCAAGCUCUUGGCAAACAUUGAGUGGGAAGCCUCCGGUUGUGAUUGCUCGAGGCGGAUUCUCUGGUAUAUUUCCAGAUUCCAGUAUUCAAGCAUAUCAGUUGGCGAGUAUUACAACUUCAACUGACGUAACACUCUGGUGUGAUCUUCAACUAACAAAGGAUGGUGUUGGAAUCUGCUUUCCAAAUCUGAAUCUUGACAAUGGUUCUAAUGUCAUGAACGUUUACCCAAAUUACAAAGAAAGUUUUUCUAUUGAUUUUACAAAGAAAGAACUCUCUCGUGUGGGAUGUGCCCAGAGUGUUCCAUCAAGAUCAAAUAUAUUCGAUGAUGCUUACCCGAUAUGUACUAUUAAUGACGUAGCAGAAACGGCAGCUUCAGGCCUCUGGUUGAACGUCCAGGACAGUGCUUUCUACUCGCAACACAAUAUGAAUAUGAGAAACUUUGUUGUCUCUAUAUCAAAGCGUGUGAGAUUCAAAUUCAUAUCUUCUCCUGAGAUCACUUUCUUGAAGAGCAUGAAGAACAGUGCCAAGCGGACUGUGACAAAACUCAUCUUUAGAUUUCUGAACCAAGACCAAAUAGAACCUUUCACCAACCAAUCUUACGGCUCUCUUUCCAAGAAUCUAAGUUAUAUAAGAACGUUUUCGUCUGGAAUUCUUGUUCCAAAAUCUUACAUAUGGCCCGUAGAUUCAUAUCUUUACCUGCAACCCCACACGUCGCUUGUCACAGAUGCUCAUAAAGAAGGUUUACAAGUUUUCGCCUCGGAGUUUGCCAAUGAUUUUGUUAUUGCUUAUAACUACAGCUAUGAUCCGACGGCUGAGUAUUUAUCUUUCAUUGACAAUGGAAACUUCUCUGUUGAUGGUUUCCUAUCAGACUUCCCGGUGACUCCAUACCGAGCCAUCAAUUGCUUUUCUCAUGUGGACACCAAAAAAGCAGAGGAUCAAGCUAAGGUAACUAUUAUUUCGAAGAAUGGAGCGAGUGGAUAUUUCCCAGGCUGUACUGACUUGGCGUAUCAGAGAGCUGCAGACGACGGGGUUGACAUUCUUGAUUGCAAUGUCCAGAUGUCUAAAGACAAGAUCCCCUUUUGUCUGAGCUCCAUUGAUCUUAUGAACAUCACUAAUGUCAUCGAAACUAGCUUCAGAAAUCUGUCAUCAGUAGCUGCAGAGAUUCAACAGAGAAGUGGGAUCUACACUUUCAGCCUGACCAUGUCUCAAAUACAAACCUUGAAGCCCUCUAUUUCGAAUCCUUAUCUCGCCUCUGCUUUACUCAGAAACCCAAGAAACAAAAACGCUGGAAGUUUUCUUACAUUAUCGGAGUUCUUGUUUCUUCCAAACCGUUACAGCUCUCUCAUAGGCAUUUUGAUAGAAGUGGAGAAUGCAGCUUAUUUAGUGGAACAUCAAGGAAUGAGUGUGGUCGAUGCUGUGCUAGAUGAACUGAAGAGAGCUACUAAUCAACAAAACCAGACAAGUGCAAGAAAAAUAUUGAUCCAAUCUACUGAUAAGUCUGUCUUGAUGAGGUUUAAAGAGAAGAAGCACAUAUUUCAUGAUGAGCUGGUCUAUAGAGUCGAUGAAAACAUCCGUGAUGUAGAAGAUUCCGCAAUCAGAGAUAUCAAGAAUUUCGCAGGCUCGGUUGUCAUCAGUAAGAAAUCAGUCUUUCCCACUAAUGAUGGGUUUGUCAUCCAUAAAAAGGGGCCAGAUGUUACUCAGAGGCUAAAAAAUAGCGGGCUUCGUGUUUACGUAGAAACAUUUAGCAACGAGUUUAUAAGUCAGCCAUUUGACUUUUUCUCGGAUCCAACAUUGGAGAUAGACUGUUUUGUGAAAGGUAUCAAGAUUGAUGGCAUCAUCACUGACUUCCCAGCAACCACUGCAAGAUACAGAAAGAACCAGUGUUACAGCAAACUGAAUCCGGUUGGAACCGGUGAGCUCAUAACUUUCGGGAAUCCAAUGUUUUUUGGUCCGGCCAAAGCUCCAUAUCCAUUUCUAAAUGACUCAGAUGUGACGGAGCCACCAUUGCCUGAAGUAAGAAGUCAGCCUCCUGCUUCUGCGCCAUCAAAGUCAGAGGAAAAAACAAUAGAAGUUCCCUUUGCAUUUAUAACCAUGGCUAUUCUUGUGAGCUUCUUUAUUUCAGUUUAGUUUUAAGUGCCUUGUAACUGACUUGAAUUGCAGCAUCUGCAAGUAAAUCUAUGAAUAACAACAAUGUUUUAGUA